This is a messenger RNA of Zerene cesonia (dogface butterfly), 3596 nucleotides long. RefSeq names its product YLP motif-containing protein 1-like. Bases 156 to 3596 code for a protein of 1146 amino acids. NCBI's taxonomy places the organism in Eukaryota, Metazoa, Arthropoda, Insecta, Lepidoptera, Pieridae. The record is from RefSeq and is a predicted model, not a curated record. Gene Ontology annotation, cellular component: nucleus. The transcript is spliced from 6 exons. Gene Ontology annotation, biological process: regulation of telomere maintenance.
GUAAAAUCAACAUGGCGACCGGCGUUGUAUAAAAUAGUCAAGAUGGCUGCCAUUUUUUAAUGAGUGAUUGAAACUAAAACAAAUUUGUUGUUUGCAAAUUAAUUGAAUUCCACUUCAGUGUUUGUCGUGUAUGUUAUUUUUAAUUCAAUUAACAAAUGGCUUGGCCUUUACCUAAUGUCAGCCAAUGGAAUCCUGGUCUUGCUAUGGCUGCUGAUGUUUCGGCCAUGAAUUUGGGUUCAUAUACCCCAGAGCAGUGGACUUUAUUGCAGCAGCAAAAUUGGCAACAAUGGACUCAAUGGCAGCAACAGUAUGCUCAGUGGCAAACGCAAUACGGCGAUAAGUAUGCAGAGCAAUUGCAAGCAAUGCAAGCUAUGGGUGUAGCUCCACCACCUCCGGUGAACAAUGCACAACCUCCUGCUCCUCCACCUCCCGAUAAACCUCCACCUCCACCACCUCAUGAGAAUGAUCAACCAUUGUAUGGCAAUCCUGAACCAAAAACUUCUGCACCCUCUCAAACCCAAGCUUAUAACAAAUCAAGUGAUGCUAAUACCAACAUAAAUACAGGUAACAAUCAGAAUUGGUCAUAUAAUACAGAUGCACGCAACAAUGAGCCUGUAGCAGCCCCAAAUGUAACUUCAGUUAACUCUGAGGCAUUGAGAAAAUUAGCAGAGGAGGAACGUCUCUUUGACAUCCAAUUUCAGAAAUGGGAAGAGGAAAUACUUAAGUGGAAAGAAGAAAAUGUGAAUCAUCCAGAUAAAAGAGCUUAUAGUGAAUAUGAACAAAAGUUUGAAGCUUGCCGAGCUCAACUCUUGGAAAGAAGACAACAGAUGAAAUUAAAACGUGCUCGCCUGUUAAGUAAUGUUCCACAACCUACAAACACCACUGGCACAGGUAAUAAUAUAUCUACAACUAUUCCUCCACAACUUCAGAAUUCAAAUUUUAGCCAACAAACCUCAAAUAAUCAACCAAGCCAUCAAAUUAGCAAACCUGCUCAAAAUUAUCAUCAACAUAAAAAUGUACCACAAUACCAACAGUAUAAUAAUGUACAUCAGCAAGAAUUUAAUAGGAGUAACAAUAAAGAUAUUGAUCCACAAGAUAGAUUUGAAUCAUAUCAGCAAAGGAUGGAGGAUUAUUCACCAGGGAAUAUUGAAAAUUCUACUUUUUUACCUACUAGUGGGACAUCAAAAGGUAUACCAGGUCUAGAUUUAGUACCAGAUGCAGAAAAAGGAAGAGAUAUAAUCAAUAUUACAGAAGAUAAGAUAGAUGUGAGGCCAUAUCCAAAAACUGGUCCUCUUCCACCUGAUUAUUCAACUAUUUCAAAAGGAAUAAAUAACAUCCUGGGUGAUGAGAAAAUUAUGAAUAUUCUUUCAAUGAUGCAAAACCAAAAAUCGUCUACUGCCCCUAAUAUACAAAACAAUCUGAAUGUUAAUCUUCCACAAUCAAAUAUUCCAUAUCCAGAUAACCUUAAUCUUAUUCCUUCAGUAGCUUCUUGGAACCGAAAUGAUAGCUACAAUAACCCGCUUGAUCAAAGACAAUCAUCUGGUGGUAACUAUGAUAAAAGACAGGCGCUAAGUAACUUAGAUCUGAGAAAUCCUCCCAGUAACUUUGAUAUGAGAAAUUCUCCUAGUAACUUUGAUAUGAGAAAUUCUCCCAGUAACUUUGACAUGAGAAAUUCCCCCAGUAACUUUGAAAUUAGAAAUCAUGCUAUUAACUUUGAUAAUAGACAGCCGCUUAAUAACUUUGAGAAAAGACAACCUGAUAGAAACUUUGAUAACAGGCAGCCUCCUACUAGUUAUGAUAAUAGAUUGCCUCCAGGUAAUUUUGAUAACAGGCAUCCUAUAAGGCCUCCUAGCAACUAUGAUAGUAGUCAGCCAAGGGAAUGUUUUGAUAAUAGUCAACAAAGCAGUGGCUCUGAGGAUAGGCAUCAGCCUAAUAAUAAUUUGGAUACUAGACAAAAUAUGCCAUUUAACAGACAAAAUGUUAAUUUUCCAUUGGGCCAAGGGGUAAAAAGGCCACAAUCAUAUUCUGAAUCUACACAGGACAGACUUAAUCAAAACUUCAAUGAAAGGGAUACACAGUUUGCUGAUGAUCAACAGCAACCAGUUCAUAAUACCUAUGACCUGUAUGAAAAUGCUGGCUUGCCCCCCAUUGGAGGACGGCCUCCUAUCAGACCUCAGGGAUCUCUACCAAGGCCAAUGAAUCCUAUCUCAGCAAGUAUAGAUUAUCCCAGAGGUUUUGAUAGGAUACCUAUGCAAGAAAAUAUUAGUGCACCUAUAGUACUACCUCCUAAACCUAAAUGGGUAGAAGAACCACUUUUUACUCCAUCUAUUAUCGUUGAGUAUGAGCACAAGCCCUUGAGACUGAAAGCUCGUGACUUUAUAGAACCUGUUCAUACUUUUGAUUAUAAUCACAAAUCAAAAGAUGCUGAUGUUAAGAAGAUGGAUUUUGAAAAAGAAGUUGAAGGCUUGUUUUCAAGGGCCCCACGAACAUAUGAAAAUGAGCAUGGAAGAUAUUCAAAAGAUCUAAUUUCUAGAGAUUAUGACAGACAAAUGCCUGAAGAUAGGAGGCGAGAUGAACUUAGGCAAAAGUCCCCGAAAGAGGACUAUCCUCACAUAUAUCGAGAUGAAAGGCUCAGAGUAGAUGAAAGAUUUGAAAGACGCGAUGACCGAGACGUUAGAUUUAAUAGACGAGAAGAUUAUAGGGAAAGAGAUUUCGAUGUAAGUAUGAGAGAUAGAGAUACAAUGCGAGACAGAGAUAUGAUGCGAGACAGAGAUAUAAUGCGAGAUAGAGAUAUAAUGCGAGAUAGAGAUGUUAUGCGAGAUCGAGAAAGAGAUUUUGGCCGUGAUAGAGAAGGGAGGGAAAGAGAUUUUGGUAGGGGAAGAGAUGUAGGAAGCUAUAGAGAUAUCGGUAGAGAUAGGGAUUUAGGAAGGGAUAGAAGGGAAAGGGUCUCAAGCAGAGAUAGAGACAUAGGUAGAGACAGAGAGAGAGAUAGACCCAGAGAUAGAAUUCGCAGUAACAGCCGCGAAAGAGACGUUCGUAAACGUGGCCCCAGCUUAGAUAGUGAAGUAAGUAGUUCCUCAAAUAGUAAAAGAAAAAGAGAAAUAGAUGAUAAGCAACCUAGGCAUGUUGUCAUGAUUGACGAUUUAUUGGAAACGCCGGGAAGAGAAAUGAGACCAGAAAAAAUAUUAAUUAUACUAAGAGGUCCUCCAGGUUGUGGAAAAUCAUAUUUAGCUAAAUUAAUUAGAGACAGAGAAGCUGAGCAAGGCGGUACUGUUAGAAUUAUGUCAAUUGAUGAUUAUUUCAUGCAAGAAGGGGAAAUUGAAGAGAGGGACCCUACAACAGGAAAGAUGAUAAAAAAACCUUCAUUGAAAUAUGAAUAUGAUGAACAAUUAGAAGAAUCCUAUAUAAUGUCCCUAAAAAGAGCUCUUAAGAGGAGUAUCACGGAUGGAUAUUUCUCGUUUAUAAUAUUUGAUGCUGUUAAUGAUCAAUUAAAAAGUUAUGCCGAUAUGUGGAAUUUUGCUAGACAAUAUGGAUUCCAAAGUAAAUGUUUAAAUACAUUUUGCAGUGAAAUGAAGAUCAGCGUUAAACCGGUGUAA